AUGCAGUUCCCACAAUUUAGUUUUGCAACGUCUGGAACUGUCGACGUAUGGGGCUGCGAGCAAGAUAUGAUACUACCUUGCCUCAGACCGAUUCUUUCGAAUUCUGUGCGUUCUUUUUGCGAUUCGCCCCAUUGUCCUCAAGAUGAAAAAGUGCUGCAACGUUCCUCAAUGUUGAUUGUGAAUGGCGGGCUGGAAAGACUUGAAGGACAAACUUAUUUGGAGUUAAUGCUCGCAGCGUGGUUACAUCCACCACCUGAAUUAUGUGGGGCAGAAUUCCACCAGAAUCCACCACCAGCUGCAAAGACAAGACAAAUUGAACCCUGGGUGCUAAUAUCUGAGACUGACGUGACUGAAAGCGAUUAUUGUGGAGGAACACGUCCGUUUGAGUCCAAAGAAUUCGACAGAGGUCCCCCAUGGGUGUUACCAAUCUUUCUUGGCAAUCUCGCCCAGACUAAAAACCUGAAAGAUCCAGAAGAGUUGCCUUCCCAUCUCCAUUUACUCGAUUGUAGAUAUUCACUCGGAGGUCUUACAUUCUGGACUAGAGUUCAUUACAACGGCAGGUUAUUCUAUCGAGGAAAAUGGUAUGAUUACGAUGGUAUGCACCGGAAUCCUCUUAGUGAUAUUCAGCAUGCGUCCGUCCCUGCACCGGUAGGAUUCAUUUUAACCUCGUGUCUAUUUUAA
Paramuricea clavata is the source of this 681-nucleotide messenger RNA. The record is from the annotation of a GenBank genome assembly. Lineage: Eukaryota; Metazoa; Cnidaria; Anthozoa; Malacalcyonacea; Plexauridae.